Molecule: messenger RNA, 1141 nt
Organism: Ostrea edulis (European flat oyster)
Lineage: Eukaryota; Metazoa; Mollusca; Bivalvia; Ostreida; Ostreidae
Product: sphingolipid delta(4)-desaturase DES1-like
Exons: 3
Coding region: 60-1043 (327 amino acids)
Biological process (GO): ceramide biosynthetic process
Cellular component (GO): membrane
Molecular function (GO): sphingolipid delta-4 desaturase activity
Source: RefSeq, a predicted model, not a curated record
CGGUGAGGCGAUAAGUCUGACAUUAACAUAGGUUAGCCUAGACGGCAGACGGAAAAAAGAUGGGUGCACGGGUUUCAAGAGAAGAUUACGAAUGGGUUUACACAGAGGAACCACAUGCCACAAGGAGAAAAGAAAUCAUGGCAAAAUAUCCACAAGUAAAGAAGUUGAUGGGACCUGACCCAAACCUGAAGUACAAGGUUCUUUUCUUAGUAAUGCUGCAGAUAAUGGCAAUGUAUGUCAUCUCAUCGCAGUCCUGGAUUGUUGUGUUUCUCAUGGCAUAUGUCUUCGGAGGGACUGUUAAUCAUUCACUGAAUCUUGCCAUCCAUGAGAUAGCUCACAACCUUGCCUUUGGACACAGUCGUCCUUUAGCCAAUCGAAUCCUUGGAAUGAUUGCUAAUCUACCCAUUGGUGUUCCAAUCUCAGUGUCAUUCAAAAAAUACCAUCUGGAGCAUCAUCGUUACCAAGGUGAUGAGGAAAAGGAUGUGGACAUUCCUAGUAAAAUUGAAGGCAGGAUGUUUAACAGAACAUUCUUGAAGCUGAUCUGGGUUAUUCUCCAACCAUACUUUUAUGCUUUCCGCCCAUUAUUUAUACGACCAAUGCCUGUCACAGCCUUGGAGGUUGUUAAUUUCAUUAUUCAAGUGAUCUUUGAUGUUAUAGUGUACAAGUAUUUUGGCAUUAAGGCUGUGUUUUACUUCAUACAAGGGACCUUCCUCGGUACAGGCCUGCACCCUCUCUCAGGUCAUUUCAUCUCUGAGCAUUAUAUGUUUAUUAAAGGUCAGGAAACCUACUCCUACUACGGUCCAUUGAAUCUGUUGACCUUCAAUGUAGGAUACCACAACGAGCAUCAUGAUUUUCCCAGCAUUCCUGGAUCACGACUUCCUGAGCUGAAAAAGAUUGCACCAGAGUAUUAUGACAAGCUUCCUCACUACAAUUCAUGGGUCAAGGUGAUUUAUGACUUUAUAAUGGAUCCUGAGAUUGGACCUUAUUCCAGGGUUAGAAGAAAUAUCAAGCCUCGAGAAUCUAAGGAGAACAAAGCAAAUUGAUGUAUGAGAUCUUGGGAUUUUUAGAAUCUGAGCAUUUAUUUCUAUUGUGUCUAAAUAGACUGAUAGAGUAAAUUAUCAAUAAAUAAAAAUUUGUUUGA